AUGUCGUCUCGCCAGCAGCCGCCCUGGCGGCAACCUCCAACCAACUCGGAGGUUCAACUUCCGCCGCUGAAGGUUUGGAACUCUUUGACCAAGUCCAAGACGCCCUUUGUUCCAAUCGACCCCGCUGGCAAGAAGGUUACUUGGUAUGCUUGCGGUCCGACUGUCUACGACGAUGCGCAUUUGGGCCACGCCCGCAACUAUGUUAGCACCGAUAUCAUUCGGCGCAUUAUGCGCGACUACUUCAAGUUCGACGUCAACUUCGUGAUGAACAUUACAGAUGUUGAUGACAAGAUCAUCCUGCGCGCCAGACAACAACACCUGUUCAACGAGUUCGUCGGCACCUACCCUACCAUUACCCCCGAGGUUAUUGAUACCGUGAAAACCGCCUACGCUGCAUACCUGAAGAAGAACCUCUCUCUUUUGGAUCCUGCGCUAGCCCCUGCGCAGUACCAAGCUGAGGUGGAGAAGGCCUACGCAACCGUGUUGAGCGGAGGAGCUCUGCAGGGCAACGAGAAGGCUGGUGACGAUGAGGCCAAGGUGAAAAUGCACAUCAAGACUGCGGCCUCAGCUGCGAAGGUGCUGAAGGAUGCCGAGGCUGGUGCUAGUAAGGCUGGCGAUGCCGCUUUGUUCGCCGAGGCCUUUUACACUGAUGCUCAGGAUGUCUUGCUCCCCUACCUGGAUGCACUUAAGGGAGCAUCAAUUGAUGCCAAUGACCACGGAAUCUUCACCAAGCUCACCAAGAAGUACGAGGAACGCUUCUUGACCGACAUGCGCGAUUUGAAUGUCCUCGACCCCGACGCACUGACCCGUGUUACCGAGUACGGCGCUGAGAUUGCCGGCUUUGUGGAGCGAAUUGUGAAGAACAACUUUGGAUACGCAACGAAGGACGGAUCGGUUUACUUCGAUAUUGAUGCUUUCGAAGGUGCCGGACACCCAUACGCCCGCCUGGAACCAUGGAGUCGAUCCGAUAACAAGCUGGCCGCCGAGGGCGAAGGUUCUCUGGCAAGCAAGACGACUGAGAAGCGCGGGGCCUCGGAUUUCGCUCUCUGGAAGUCAUCCAAGCCUGGUGAGCCAAGCUGGGACAGCGCCUGGGGUAAGGGUCGCCCUGGUUGGCACAUCGAAUGCUCAGCCAUGGCUUCAGCUCGCCUGGGUGAGCAAAUGGAUAUCCACUCCGGUGGUAUUGAUCUUGCAUUCCCUCACCACGACAACGAACUGGCCCAGAGUGAAGCUUACUGGCACGACCCCUGCAAGCAUGAUCAGUGGGUCAACUACUUCUUGCACAUGGGUCAUCUCUCCAUUGCAGGCUCUAAGAUGUCCAAGUCUCUUAAGAACUUUACCACCAUCCGCGAAGCUCUGGACCGGAAAGACUGGGACCCGCGUAGCUUGCGUAUCGUCUUCCUCCUUGGUGGCUGGAAGGACGGCGUCGAGAUUACGGAUGAGCUUGUUAGCUCUAGCGCCUCCUGGGAGGACAAGGUUAACAACUUCUUCCUGAAGGUCAAGGACCCUGCGGCCUUCCAAGGAGAUAACACCGACACCACCCUCGGCUCUGAUCUCCAAACUGCCAAGGAUGCCGUGUACAAGCAUCUGUGUGACUCAUUCAACACUGUGGGCGCCAUGCAAACCAUCUCCGAAUUCAUCACCAAAUACAACAGCGCGGACAAGGCUACUAUGAACCCGAAGGACGUCCAAGACGCCGCUCGAUGGGUUACUUCCAUCGUCAACAUCUUCGGUCUCAAUGGAACAGCUGCUGCCGAUAGCACCGAGAUUGGAUGGUCAGGCAUCGAUGUUCCCGAGGAGGCCAAGCCAUUCCUCUUCCCUCUUUCUACCAUUCGUGAUACUGUUCGCCUGGCGGCUCGCUCCAAGGAGGGAAUCUCAUCUAGCCAAAUUGCCGAUGCAGUCAAGAUCGAGGCUCCCACGGAGGCCUCUGAGACAGCUAAGCCUUACGCAGAGGUUCUUUCCAACUUCCGGAAUAAGGUUGCCUCGCUGCAAUCCUCUGAUUCCGCUGGAAAGGAGGUGCUAGCCCUCUGUGAUCGCGUCCGUGACAUUGAUCUUUUCGAUCUGGGCGUUUAUCUCGAGGACCGCGAUAACCUCCCGGCCCUCGUCCGUCCCGUCACCCGCGAGAUGAUCCAGGCUCGGGAAGAGAAGGAGGCCCGCGCCCGCCAAAAGCAGCUCGAGAAGCAAAAGCGCGAGCAGGAGGCUCUCAAGCAGCUCGAGAAGGGCAAGCUGAGCCACCUUGAGAUGUUCCGCACCAACGAGUAUAGCGCUUGGGAUGACGAGGGUCUUCCCACCCGCGACACCGGAGGCGAGGAAAUCACGAAGAGCCGCGCGAAGAAGCUUCGCAAGGACUGGGAGCGACAGAAGAAGGCGCACGAGGCGUGGAAUGCCGCCCAAGCCAAAUAA
Penicillium cosmopolitanum is the source of this 2400-nucleotide messenger RNA. Its product is annotated as cysteine--tRNA ligase. The transcript has 2 exons. Bases 1 to 2400 code for a protein of 799 amino acids. Gene Ontology annotation, cellular component: cytoplasm. The record is from RefSeq and is a predicted model, not a curated record. Gene Ontology annotation, molecular function: ATP binding; cysteine-tRNA ligase activity. Gene Ontology annotation, biological process: cysteinyl-tRNA aminoacylation. NCBI's taxonomy places the organism in Eukaryota, Fungi, Ascomycota, Eurotiomycetes, Eurotiales, Aspergillaceae.